Molecule: messenger RNA, 2359 nt
Organism: Ceutorhynchus assimilis (cabbage seed weevil)
Lineage: Eukaryota; Metazoa; Arthropoda; Insecta; Coleoptera; Curculionidae
Source: the annotation of a GenBank genome assembly
GAGGUUAUGUGUAUUGUGUAUCUGCCUGGAAAAAAUUGAGUAGUAUUAAUUAUUAUUUUCCUUGUAAAAGUUUGCAUAAAUUCGUAUUAAAACAUGACCAGACACGCGAGAAAUUGUACGGCUGGAGCCGUGUAUACUUACCACGAAAAAAAGAAAGAUGCCCAGGCCUCAGGCUAUGGCACAAAUUCCCUAAGAAUGGGUAAAGAUUCAGUGAAGAAUUUCGAUUGUUGCUCUCUGUGCCUUCAGCCCUGCAGAAAUCCUGUUAUAACCAAAGAUGGUCAUUUGUUUGACAAAGAAGUUAUCCUCGAAUACAUAAUAGCAAAGAAAAACGAGUACAGCAGAAACUUGAAAGACUAUGAAAAAUUGAAGAAAAAAGAAGCAAACGAUGAAGCUGCUAAAAAAGCUACUGAGUAUGAGAAGAAAGUUACGCAAUUUAUAAAAAAUGAAACCAAUAUUGCUAGCACAAAAAUUGAUGGUUUCAAAUCAGAACCAAGUACAUCGUCCAUUUCGAAUAUGGCCAAUGGAAAGGACAAAGAGCUGCCAAGCUUCUGGGUUCCCGGACAAUCGUCUCAAGCGAAAAAACCCAUCCUAGAAAAACCGGAUCCUACAAUUUAUUGCCCAGUUUCGGGCAGACCUCUAAAAGUUAAAGAUUUGAUCGACGUUAAAUUCACUCCUGUGAAUGCGGAGGGUGAUAAAAAAUCGAUUCACACUAAAGAAAAUAGGUACAUGUGCGCCGUUACUCAUGACAUAUUGAGCAAUUCGGUGCCUUGUGCUGUCUUAAGACCUACGGGAGAUGUUGUUACUUUGGAAUGUGUAGAAAAACUAAUUAAAAGAGACAUGCUUCAUCCAGUAACUGGCCAGAAGCUUAAAGAAAAGGAUAUAAUUGUUAUGCAAAGGGGUGGUACCGGUUAUGCUUUGACCAAUGAAAAAUUAGAAGCAAAAUCGGCAAGGCCUGUUUUACAAGCUUAAAUUUAAGAUUACCCAAAUUGGUUUCAAUUUUUUCCAUAUUAUAAUUAUAUUAAUAAUUAAUUACUAACUAAAUACAUAGCGUUUGAAAUAACUUGUCUGUAAUUUAAUAAUAGUUGUUGCUUCUCCUUAUGAAAAUCAAAUAAAACAAAAAUAAGGUAAAGUUAUAUAAGUUUAUUUUUCUUACAUACAACAUUAUAUGUAAUUAAAAUUAGUACAAUCUCUGGGGUGGUCCCAUGGUGGAUUUGACAUGAAGAGACCUCACAUUUUGCCAGUGCUUCUUCAACAGCGACACCAAAAAGUUGACUGAAAGAUGAACAUUUUGGACAAGUUCAUCUGGGGUCAUGUCAACAUGUCCAACAGCUACUGACAAGCAAAGUACCUUCUUCAUUUGGAACUUGAUGGUAGCUUUGACUUCAUCGAUUUUCUGAGUCAUAGAUUCCUGGUGAGAUAAAAGACCAGGGAAUUUACCAGCUUUGUUAAGACCGGGUCCCAAUAGACGGGGGAUUUGUUUGAUCAAGGCUUCAGAAGCUAAGAAAGCAUCGUAUUUCUUGGCCAAUUUUUUGACGAGUUUUUUGUUUUUGUUCAGCUUUUUCAAAGCCUCGACGUCCAUGCAGGGUACUUCAUUAGCUCUGGCUUCAUCAAUGUGCUGCUGGUCACCAAGAAUGCAUACUUGCAUUUUUGGACGAGGAAUGUGCUUUAGUCUGGAAGAAAACUAUCUCAUAAGAAAAAUACUUUGUCAAAACGAAGUUAUUAUUUAUCUUGGUAAUGUCAAAGAUUGUUUGCAAUUUUAAAGCCACAAUUACACAGAUACUGUAAAGGAGGUAGUUAUAAUUGCAGUUUUCUUUUGCAUUAAUCUUCCGUACAAAACAAAUUUGUUUUUUUCAUUGCCUUGUUGGCUUGAUUAUGCAAUUUUUAGUUUAUUUUUCAUGAUUUUUGGACUCAAAAAAUAAUGAAAAGCAAACCACUAUAAGUGGAAAUAAAUCAAGAUAAAAUUAUACAAGACUCACCACAUUUACCUCACCAUUAGAAGGAAAAACUACGAUAUUUUAUUUGGUCGAUACACUUGGAAAAAUUCCAAGUGAUAUCUCCCCAGUUAUUUUAAGACCCUGGGUGCAGGUCCGCCAGCUAGUGGCUUCCUGAGUUUAAUAGGUAAUUUAAAGUCAAAAUGGCAAAUUAUAUGGAAAUUAUUUUGAAACUCUAUAGACUUUAAAUUUCCCAUAUUCAGGUAACAUACUUGACUGUUCCGCUGAAACGUUUGUCCUUCUGGGGAUCGUAGUUUUUCAAACCAAUUUGGAUCUCCACUGUUUCUAAGAAGUUUUUCUUCUUUUCCUUGGCAUUGGUCAGAACGGCGUUGACACACUCGUAGAGUGUAUCCCUCGAUACCUUGGAG